AACGGAUUGCGAAAAAACAGAAGCGAUGGAUAAAUUUAUAUCAAGGAAGGAAUACGCCCUUCAACCGAUCCAUUUUGCCGCAGACUUACUAAACCCUCGGUCUGUUGGUGCAAAUUUAUCAUCAGCCGAAAGGAUUGAAGCGAUGAAAUACAUUACUACUAUGUCAACCACGACCACGAUAGAGAUUGGUGAUGAAGGAGUGUCAAAGAUUACUGAGGAUUUAGGAAACUAUUUAGCUAAAACAGACUUUUUUGGCGAAACAUUUUUAUGGAACAUACUCGAUAAUGUCUCUUUGGUUACAUGGUGGAAAGGAUUUUGUGGACAUUCAUGCCUCUCCAAAGUUGCAGUCAGGAUAUUGACAAUGCCGUGCACUUCUGCGGCAACAGAGAGAAGCUUUAGCUCCCAGAGCAGCAUUCAUACGAAGAGAAGAAAUCGCCUAACAACUCAAAGGGCAGCAAAUUUAAAUUAUAUACAAUAUAAUUCAAAAUUGCUGAAACGUUCACGACAACAUCACAUACAAAGUCAAUAUCCUAUAGAAGAGACUGUACAGAACAACGUUUCGAUAGAAGGUAGAAACUUACAGAAGGAGAUAGAAGUAAUUGAAAACCAUAUUUCCGAAGAGGAAGAAUUAGACGAGGUAAUUUUAAAUUUAGGCAUUUUUUAGAUAUGUGAUAUGUGCAUGUGAUAUAUGCAGUUUGCUUCUUUUCCGAUUUUCCAAUGCAUUCCACCGUUUUCGAAUAAAAAAUUAUAAAUCUUAUGUUUUCAGACAAUAUCAUCAUGGCAUUCAAAUACAACAGGAAAUGGAAAUUCCGACGAUGAUUUUAAUUUUGCUGACUUUGCAAUGACCGAUGAUGAAAUUGAUCAAAGAAUGGAAACUAGGGAACAGAGACCAGCACGCAUUUUGAGACAAAGCAAAGUGAACAUUUUAGAAAACGUCUUAAUGAAAUCGGGUAAAGGCACAGAACAACCCCAAAAAA
This is a messenger RNA of Diabrotica virgifera virgifera (western corn rootworm), 977 nucleotides long. RefSeq lists its product as uncharacterized. Bases 26 to 664 code for a protein of 212 amino acids. The transcript is spliced from 2 exons. Gene Ontology annotation, molecular function: protein dimerization activity. The record is from RefSeq and is a predicted model, not a curated record. Lineage: Eukaryota; Metazoa; Arthropoda; Insecta; Coleoptera; Chrysomelidae.